This is a messenger RNA of Otolemur garnettii (small-eared galago), 1542 nucleotides long. RefSeq names its product coiled-coil domain containing 7 (gene CCDC7). The coding region runs from base 1 to 1542 and encodes 513 amino acids. The record is from RefSeq and is a predicted model, not a curated record. The transcript has 15 exons. Lineage: Eukaryota; Metazoa; Chordata; Mammalia; Primates; Galagidae.
AUGAAUUCAGCAAAGUAUCUUUUGACCACUAGUAAGAAAUUGGCAAGUGUUCCUGAAUUAAGAAGUAGUAGAAGUGUAUCAGUUAAAUUGCCUUCGCCACCUUAUUCAAAGAGAAGAAACAGCGCAAAAGUAGUACAUGAUAGAAUUGAACCCAUGGUGCUAAGAUCUCCACCAACAGGAGGAUCUGUUGUGCAGUACGCUUUGCCUAUUCCAUCAAGUAGGAUAAAGGACAUUUUAGCAGAAGAUGAGAUGCUUGUGAAAAUUACCAGACAUCUGAAGUCGAUUGUUGCUACUUUGGAAGAUGCCUAUGGAGCUGACAUUCAAAGCAUACCAAAAGCAUUUGUGAGGUCUGAUCAGGAAGACUUGUGUUUAUCUGUUGGGGAUGAUUUGAGUUCGUUCUUGACGAGUUGUUCACAUUUGGCAGAACAGCUUGAAGCAGCAGUUAAGGAAGAAGAUACAAUUUUGGAAUCUCUUUUUAAGUGGUUUCAGUGGCAGGUCAAUCAAAUGGAGGAGAUAAGUAAAGAUAAAACAUUUUCAGAAGCAGAGUUUCAUAAGGCUGACAAAGAUGUCACUUUAAGUAUCAGACAAAUCGUAGGACGUGUACAAAAACUUGAAGAACUGAGAGUGCGUCUUAAAACAAAGACUGCACAGGCCUUCAAAGCCAUGUUGCAUAAACCCCCGGAGAAAGAAGUUAUCCCCGAAGAUUCGUCAGAAGUAGAGAGAAAGUAUGAACUCAUAGAGCACAAGAUAGAAGAAAAUUCUUAUUCAAUAACUCAUCGUUUGAAUAUCAUGUUGGAAAUAUUUGAAGACCAGGCAAAUAUGUUGGAGAGAGCUAUAAAUGAUCUAAGUGUAUUAGAAGCUAAAUACAAACAGAUGCAAAGUGAUUUUGAAGGGUUAUCAAGGGAGAAACUGAUGCUGGAAAAUGAACUACAAAAGUUGACAGAGACAGAGACGAUCAUUCCGAAAACAAAGCCUGGGAAGAAAACUGCAAAAGGGGAGAAGAAAAAAGACAAAAGAAAAUCUGAGGAUUUGGAAGAUAAGAAGUCUCCAGACAAAGAACUUAAAAUAAAAGAGGAUUUGCUUCAAGUCCAGAAAAUAGCACGUACUCUGGAGAUUGAGAACACAUUCCUAAAGGAACAGCUGAAACAGGCUUUAGAGGAAUCUGAACGAGUUAAGCAGCAACUUAACAAGCUCUUAAAUAAAGAAGAGGAGUUACCUAAAAGUGAGGGGAACACCAGCGCAACAGUGGAAAGGAGUAGCAGUCGAAUAAAAGUUAAAGGUGUAGAUUCAAAAAAUACACUAUUUGAGAAAGAAGAAAGAAAAUCAGUAGUUUCAGAUUCAGCUGGACCAACGGCAGAAGUUUUAAUCAAAGAACAGUCACAGGUGCUUUGGAGUUCAGCCAUGGAGAGGGGCCCUUGCAGGGUAUGGCAGCCUACAAUUUGUAAACAAUUAGGAAAAGCUGGUCCAACAAGCACUGUGGCGUUUGUUUUCAAAGAGGCUGGCUUGAAUGACAAGGAGAAUAAUCUUAACGGACAACAGUGA